UAAAAAAUGUCUUUAUUUAAAAUUCGAAAUUUUUGGACAACACACAGCGAACACGACGAAUCUUUUGACCAAAACUCUCUAAUCGUUCAUAAACUUAAUUCUGAUUUCGAUGUGAUUAUUACGGCAAGCCAUAGCGGGAUUUUAAGAAUCUUUAACCCAAAUUGUACGCUUAUAGAUAAUGGUGGUUAUCAAGGGUUUAGUCCCAAUGAUUUAGUGGUAGAAAAAAGUUGUGAUAGUCCAAUUUUGCAGGUUGCUACAGGAAAGUUAGUUUUAGGAAAUCCGUCAACUCAACUUGCUGUCCUUCAUCCUAGGUCACUAACAGUUUAUUCUUUAGUUUUCCAUGCUGGAAAGACGGAUCACGGUAACCAAAGUUAUCUCCAAGUAGUUUAUGAACACAAACUGCAUAGGUCUGCAGCAAGUUUCGUUAUUGGUCCCUUCGGUGGUUGCCAAAACAGAGAUUUUAUAUGCGUGCAGUCCCUAGAUGGAAUUUUAAGUUUUUUUGAGCAGGAGAGCCAAGUACAUCAUGUCACUCUGCCCGAUUUUCUGCUACCUGCGCCGCUGUGCUAUAUAAUUAAGACUGACAGUUUCGUUACAAGUAAUAGUGGAUGGGAAAUUAUCAGUUAUAGAUAUAAAGUUCUGUUAGAUGCCUCAGAAGAGUAUUCAGACCCAAUUUAUGCAAAACCGAAAAUGCUUAGUGAAUGGACCUACAAUUUGGGCGAAUGGCCUGUUGAUAUUCAAGUGAUAAAUGAUGUAAACAACAGACAGACUUGGAUAGUGGUAUUGGGAGAGAAAAAUUUGUUUUGUCUUAGUGAGAACGGGCAACUGAAGUUUAUGAAGAAACUUGAUUAUUGUCCAAUAUGUAUGCACAUAUAUGUUAUAGAUACCAACAUUUAUACAAUAAUUACAUCAGAAACCCAAAUGCUUCUGGUUUACGAAAACACUACCCUAAAAUGGUCAGCUCAAUCUGAGCUUUUACCUGUGUCUCUUAAUAAAAUAUUUCUUAAGGAUAUCAAAGGAGCUUUAGUGUUAUUGUCAGAAGAUGGUCGGUUAGAUUGCUGCUAUUUGGGUACAGAACCUAGUUUCUUCAUUGCCCCACCAUUAAAUGUUCCUGAAAUCGAUUUUGUAAAGGCUGAAGAAGAGUUAAAGAAUUUGGAAAAGACCUUAGCUGAUUCAUAUAAUAUAGAUCCUACCGCUCAAAACAAUACCGAGAAGGAUCUUCAAGUAACACUCUUUGUAGACUCAAAUAUUGAAAUUUGUACAUACCAACACAAUAUUAAAAAUGCUGCUAGCAACUAUAUGUGUCGCGUUACGAUCAAGUUACAACCACAACGAAAUUUUCAGGAGGUUCAAGUUUCUGUGUAUGUUUUAAGGCCAUUAAAGGUGGUUCCUAGCAUACAUUUUUUUAGUAAUCUAUGUGAUGGAAAAACCUUAGAGUCACACGUAUUUGUGGAUGAAGCCCAAGACGUACCUUCACUAGAAUUGGAAAUAAAAGUAUCUCUGAUAACAAAUUUAGGAGUUCCACAUGCCAUAUCGAAAAAAACCAUGCUACCCGCCACGCUAAUAUUAGAAGCCUGUAGUCCUGAAAAAGAAAAUACACAUAGAAUUACACUCAUUAUUAAUCAAAGCGCUGUCGGCCUAUCCAAAUUAUUUCCAGAAUAUAUUGAUAUUGAAAAUCAGCAAUCUUCACCGAAUGCGAUUGGCUUAAGAGGCCCAUCUGGAAAUACUGGCACUAUUUUACUAGCAAAGUCUUCCGAAAGGUAUCGCUUGCAAUCAAACAGUUUAAGCUUAUUGAGUGUUGUGUUAGAGCAGCUAAUUUUGCGACUGAGAAGAAAUUUUGCUAAUGCUAGUGAUUUCAAGAUAAUUUUCAACUCUAGUUUGCCAAGCCCUGAGGUGUUUGAAUAUAUCAGUGAACAUUUUGCUGUUAAGAAUGAAGUUAAAAAGUUGAAGGAAUCUCUAUCUCAAGUAUGCGCUCAAUUUCGCCUCAUCCAAAAAAGACUUAUUACAAAGUACCGAGCAAAAAACCCAAGUUCUCUUAAAUCUUUGGAGUUUUUAUUGGAUGAUACUCAUGCAGACAUCUUAGAAGCAGCAGGCAACCUAGAAAGUGAAAAUGAAAAAUUAUUUAAAUGCCAAAUCAAUUUAUCUUGUGCCUUACACCUAAUCAAGCAAUUAAUUGGCUUAUUAAAUAUUGAUGACGAAUUAGUAACUUAUCUAAAUUCAAUAUUUUGUCCUCUAGUAAAUGAUAUAGAAGGUCAGGCUUGGGAGGAUGUUAUGGAUGGUUCCCUUUGCUACUUACUUCGAACAGUAAUGGCUAAAACUGAAAAAGAUAGACUAAGAGCUCCCCAAACCAGUUUCGAGGAAAUUAAUAAUAUGGCGAAGUUUGAAAAACAUUUUUCACAAGUACUGGAGAGAAUUCCUAAGCAGAACUCAUUAAAAGAAAGUAAUGACGGACUGUUUACUGAAGAAACGGAAAUUCAGCCAGAUAAAUCAGAUGGUUCUUCUUCCGACCAGAAAAUAGAAAAACCUAUCGGAAGCCAGUACGGUGAGUUUAGUACCAGAUUGCUAUCGGCGAGGAAAAGUUUAAUGAGAAGACAUACAACUGGUGAAGGGACCAAUGAAGAUUUAAUAUAAUUAACGAUAAUGUGUGGUGCCGUGAAAGUUUC
This is a messenger RNA of Anthonomus grandis grandis, 2660 nucleotides long. It is a transcript of the gene BBS9, whose product is annotated as protein PTHB1. Gene Ontology annotation, cellular component: membrane; BBSome. The record is from RefSeq and is a predicted model, not a curated record. Bases 7 to 2628 code for a protein of 873 amino acids. NCBI's taxonomy places the organism in Eukaryota, Metazoa, Arthropoda, Insecta, Coleoptera, Curculionidae. Gene Ontology annotation, biological process: cilium assembly. The transcript is spliced from 11 exons.